AUGUCCUAGAACUAGGAAAUAGUUAAAUUUCCUAAGUAAAACAAUCCGUUCCUGACAAAGACUCGAGACUCACUGUUUGGCGAUGAAAAUCAAAAUCCAAACUCACAGCAAGCCAUGCCAGUGUUGAGCACAUUCGGCUCAGCCAACUCCUGCCAUAGCAAAUUCAAUGAUUUCUUUUCUCAGCCUAAUGUGACUAUGAGUUAGAAAGAGCAUUUACUGGCUCAUUAGCAGAGAGAUCAUAAAACUCAGAAGCACUGUGGGAUGGGCGGGUAAACUCAAAUAAAGUUAGGAGGCGAAGUAGAGAGAAUUGAUCUCUUUGAGAAUGAAUCUUCAUUGUAAGAAUAGCAAAUAUUCAUGCCCAAGUCUUGCUAGCUUCUAAUGCAAAUGACCUCCUCAUAAAAUCACCUAUAUAACCAGCAGUCAUUAGGAAUAAUCAUGCCAAGUCACUCACAGCCGAACGCCAACAGCUAGAAUGACAGAUAUAUACCUAUGAGACCCAAUCAAAGUCAUGAUCACAUUAAUGAAAUACUCCUAGACAACACGAACAACGAUGACUCUGGCAGGAUAAGUUUGCUAUCGAGUGGUGACGAUGACAGCAGCUCAGAUGAAAAUAACGUGAAGGACUAGCCAGAUGAGUUUAAAAUUCUACUUGCCUCGUAGUUAGUCUAAGGUAGAGCCAAAGCAAAUAAGCGAGUCUAUCAUCACAGUCUCAGUCAAAAUAACUUGUGUGAGGAGUUAUCAGAUUAACUUCCAAUUGACAAUCAUAGAAUUUUGCCAAGGAAAUUACUCUCCUUCCAGAAAUAGCAGUACAGCCUUAAGUAGUACUCAAUUUUAUGUCAGAUGCAAGACGAAGACGGUAGACUGAUAAUAGAUGACAGACUUUUUCAAAAUCAACUUUUCAAUACAAAGCAAUCUCAUAAGAAUCAUGAGAGUAGUGCUAAUUCACAAUCACAGGAUUAAUAAUAAGUGUUCAAGCCAAGAAAAAGAGAGUUUCCUUUACCAAGUUCACCAGUCAAGAUACUUGCAGCUCCAAGAGUAUCACUAGACCCUAAUAUCAAUAUAAUAGACUGGGCUCCCUAAAGUAAUCCAUUUGAAACUAAUUCAAAGCUAGCAAUUGCUUUAGAUAGCAUCAUUUAUCUAGUAGGAGUUGAUAACUCAAGACCAAAAAGAUUGGCUUAACUGGCUUAGCAUGGACUAUCUCAGAGACCAUGCUACUACACCAGUGUCUCCUUUGAUAGAAGUGGGGAAGCUAUUGCAGUAGGUACCUCUGAGAGGAAGGUAUAAAUCUAUGAUGUUGAGAGAUGCUAAUAAAUUAGAACUAUUUCAAGUCAUGGUGCUAAAGUAGGAGCACUCAGCUGGAACAGAAGUAUCCUGGCUCCCUAUCUUUUGACUUCAGGUGGUUCAGAUGCAAUGAUAUUCAAUCAUGAUGUGAGAGCUAAAAACUCAGAGAUAUGUGUGAUGCACAAGCACAGAGGGGAGAUAUGCAGUCUCAGUUGGUCAGUGAACCAAUCGCAUGAGAUGAUGCAGACAAGUGAUCCAUCUAACAUCUAUCUUGCAACAGGCAGUAAUUAAGACAAAGCUUUAGGAAUUUGGAAACUAAAUUAAAUUUCUUACCAAAAUGCCUAUCAUAGUGAUCCUUGGUUUUUCGAUAGGGAGACCUUCAACUGCCCAGUAAAAGCUCUUGCUUGGUCUCCAAACUACGAAGGGCUUCUGGCAACUGGUGGAGGUUAUGACGACUAGAUCAUCAGAGUUUGGAAUUUCAAAGUAAGCUAGGAGGUAGUGCACACACUUAGAUGCAGCUCACCAAUCACCUCUCUGAAUUGGAGAAAAACCAAGCUAAAGACCAACAAGCAAAAGAUCCUUGAGGACUUCAAUAUGAAUUUUUGUGAAGAGUUGAUAACCACGCAUGGUGAGCCAUUCAAUGAAAUGAAGCUGUGGCAGGUAAACAAGUACAUGAAGCCUUGUGAGGGAGAAGAUGACUUGCAGGGUCAGAAUAGGUUCUAGACAAAUCCAAAGAAUCCCAAUUUCGACAAGAAAGUGCGCUUCUGGUUCACUAAACAAUAUGAGUGGGAAAGCCAUGAAGAUGAAAUCUUACAUUCAAGCAUGAGUCCAGACAGCCAGCAUAUAGCCACAGUAGGUGCAGACGAGACCAUUAGGAUAUGGAGGAUGUUUGAAAAGUACAGUGACUAUUAAUAUAGUUAAGAGGGUAAGGAUGAAAACAUGAGGCUCUUGACUGAAUAAGAACUAGAGGAAAGGAGGAAACUGUCGAAGCAGAGAUUUGAGAGGCAGGACAAGCGAAUGAUUCACAGAGUGCAAGAGAAAUCCAAAUACAAAUGGUAGCCUUAUGCUAAGGUUGAUCUCUAAGAUGAGAUCCAAGUCAUCAAUCAGACUAAUAAUGAAGGAUUAUCACAACUGCAGAUAAGAUGA
Stylonychia lemnae is the source of this 2427-nucleotide messenger RNA. The record is from the annotation of a GenBank genome assembly. Lineage: Eukaryota; Ciliophora; Spirotrichea; Sporadotrichida; Oxytrichidae.